Morchella importuna is the source of this 366-nucleotide messenger RNA. RefSeq lists its product as uncharacterized. The coding region runs from base 1 to 366 and encodes 121 amino acids. The record is from RefSeq and is a predicted model, not a curated record. The transcript is spliced from 3 exons. Lineage: Eukaryota; Fungi; Ascomycota; Pezizomycetes; Pezizales; Morchellaceae.
AUGCAGACAACUGAACCACAACGACAAACAAUUAAGGGCCCAACGACACACUUCCCACGCACCUACCUGGACGAGAUUAUGGAAGAUGGGCAUUCGGGAUACACCCAUCCUGACAGCGAAGAACUAGAGCGCUUAAUGACAGCGUGGUCACCAGCGACUGAUGCUAACGCUUUAUUGAGAUCAACCUCCCAGUGGAUCGUGGAGAUCUUAGAAUGGGGAAACAUCUCUAACUCCAUACAGGUUCACCGCCCUCUACCUACCGCGAACAUUCAUCGCGAGAAGCUCCACUGCGCUCGAGCCCUCACCACCAGCACGCAACGCCUGGUGAUCGAAGAGCGCAUACUCUUCGCCGAAAUAUGCGAGUAA